Messenger RNA from Sorex araneus (European shrew), 702 nucleotides. RefSeq names its product acrosomal vesicle protein 1 (gene ACRV1). The transcript has 3 exons. The record is from RefSeq and is a predicted model, not a curated record. NCBI's taxonomy places the organism in Eukaryota, Metazoa, Chordata, Mammalia, Eulipotyphla, Soricidae. The annotation marks the transcript as partial.
CUUCCAGGGAAGUACAUCUCACGGGAUGAUGUGCUCGCGGAUGCCGAGGCGCUGUACGAGAACUCCGUCAGCAAGAGCGCGAUCAGCGAGCACACGGUGGCCGAGCACACCCCCGGGGUGCGCGCGGCGGUCGAGCACACGCCGAGUGAGCACGCCGUGAACGAGCACACCUCCAGCGAGCACACGGCGCCCGAGCACUCGACGGGCGAGCAGACGACCAGCGACGCGUCCGCCGAGCAGGCGAGCGAGAAGCCUUCGAGCGAGGCUUCCAACGAGCAGUCCAUGAGCGAGCAGGCCUCCGGCGACGCGUCCUCCAGCGACCAGCCCUCGGGAGACAAGGCCCAGUCAGAAAAGCCUUCGAGUGAGCAGCCGUCCAGUGAAAAGUCCUCCGGCGAACAGUCAUCCUCAGGUGAAAAGGUGUCUGGUGAACAGCCUCCCGUCACUUCCACCACUGCAGUCACAACAUUAAAUUGCCACACGUGCUCUUACAUGAAUGAUCAAAAAAAGUGUCUUCGUGGAGAGGGAGUUUGUACCACCCAGAACUCCCAGCAGUGCAUGUUAAAGAAAAUCUAUGAAGGAGGAAAACUCCAGUUCAUGGUUCAGGGAUGCGAGAACAUGUGCCCAUCCAUGAACCUCUUCUCCCAUGGGACCAGGAUGCAAAUCAUAUGUUGUCGGAAUCAGUCUUUCUGCAACAAGAUCUAG